AAUCCAAUUUGCAUUCAUGCUCCGCUCCCACCUUCAUGAAUGACAAAGGCGGAAUUGGUAAUAGUCUUCUCCCUCUCCUCUUCCGAUCCGACAUUCACUCAAGCUCAACCCGGAAUGCAAACCUUGAUACCCCACAAUUGAUCUAAUACACCAAUAAAAAGGCCCAAGCUCAGAAACGGUUAGCGUAUUAAAUGACUUUUCGGAUAUAAAGGCGUUAAGAAUGAAAGUGAUCAUUCAUUCCACUUCAACAUGUUGCCUCUCUCAUCAAUACCAACAACCACCUUCAAACCACUCUCAUCAUGGCGGCAACUGCAAUCCCUUGUGUGAUUCACAACAAACACUUCCCUACUCCAACCACAUUCGAUGUUGUAGAUCCUGCUGAUCGGAAAACAGUGUUACAUGCAGUCUCUGCAUUCACUGCAAAUUCAGUCGAUGAAUUGGUAAAAUCAUCUCGUCAAGGUUUUGCAGUUUGGCGUGAUACGCCUUUUGCUGAACGUAGAAAGAUUUUCUUUCGUGUUCAACAAUUAUUCAACGAACGUAUGGGAGAAUUGAUUCAAUGUGAAGCAAAAGAAACAACUGCAGGAGCAGGAUUUGCCGGUUACGAAGUUGGCGUUUUGACUGCUGCUUCUUUGGAAGAAAGUUUAGCAUCAAUGAGCACUGCUUUACGUGGUGAUAUGGCACCUUUGGAUCCAAGCGGUAAACGAAUGUGUGUUGUUCGUGAACCUAUCGGACCAACACUUUCAAUGGUGCCUUGGAACGCUCCUUCAACACUUUGUAUGCGUGCAAUCAUUAACCCUUUGGCUGCCGGUUGUUCUGUCAUUCUUAAAACGUCAGAAUUCAGUCCAAAAACACAAUCAUUCAUUGCACAAAUGUUCCUCGAUGCAGGAUUACCUGAAGGUGUUCUCAAUGUCAUUCAUGUUUCCACUCAAGAUUCUCCACAUGUCAUCAAAGCCAUCAUCGAACAUGAAGGCGUACGCAAAGUCAAUUUUACAGGAUCAACCCGUGUUGGUCGUAUUAUUGCACAAAUCUGUGCAGCCAAUCUUAAACCUGUUGUGCUGGAAUUGGGCGGAAAGGCACCUGUUAUUGUGACGGAAGAUGCAGAUAUUCAAUUGGCUGCGAAUAAUAUCAUCUUUGGCGGUUUGAUGAAUCAAGGUCAAAUUUGUAUGUCAAGUGCCAGUGUUUUGGUUCACAAGAAUGUUAAACAAGAACUUGCAAAAGCAUUGUCUGCAAUUUUACAACAAAAUCAAGCUCUUCUUCAAGCAGGUGCUCAACCUAAUUCUCCAAUGUCACCAGAUGUGAAAGAUCAUCGUUUGCGUGGAUUAUUUACUACUGCAUCUGCCAAUCGUGCAAAAGAGGUAUACGAUGAUGCAAUCAAAGCAGGUGCUAAACCAGUCGCAGGUCAAGCAGGAUUUGACGCAUCUCUUGGUUUAGUUCAACCUGUAUUUUUGGAGGCUACCACAUCUAUGCGUUUAUACAGCGAAGAAAUCUUUGCACCAAUUUUAGGAAUGUAUGAAUUCAGCACUGAUGAAGAAGCGAUCAAGAUGGCAAACGAACCUGGAGCAGGUUUAUCGGCAAGUAUUUUCAGUAAAAAUGAAACGAAAGCAUGGCAAAUUGCACGUGGAAUUGAAAGUGGAGCGGUUCAUAUUAAUGGAAUGACUGUUCAUGAUGAUCAAAGUGUUCCGCAUGGAGGUGUUAAAACGUCAGGAAUUGGUCGUUUUAAUGGUGUUGAAGGUAUUCGUGAAUAUACAUAUCAAAAGACUAUCACAAUCACUCCAGGUAUUCAAUACCCUUUCUUUGCCUUGUAAAUACAUAGGCCUUUUUUCUUAUUUUAUUCCGGUUGAAUGAGUCCCGUUGUUUCCGAUAUGAAUCGGAAAGUGUUUUAUAUAAACAAAGACGGCACCGUCAGCCUUCUAUUGAUGGCAAGUUCUAAAAGCAAAGCGGACCUUAUUAAAACGGGGGAUUGUAAGACUGACC
Molecule: messenger RNA, 1974 nt
Organism: Meira miltonrushii
Lineage: Eukaryota; Fungi; Basidiomycota; Exobasidiomycetes; Exobasidiales; Brachybasidiaceae
Product: aldehyde dehydrogenase
Exons: 1
Coding region: 300-1805 (501 amino acids)
Molecular function (GO): succinate-semialdehyde dehydrogenase (NAD+) activity
Source: RefSeq, a predicted model, not a curated record